CUUUGAGCAUGAGUUUCUUUUUAAAAAUGAAAUAGUUGAGAAUGAAUUAGAACAGCCAAGUUAGAAAUGAUGUAUUUUCAUUAUAAAUAGACGAGUACCGAGCUGAAGGAAAUGAAAACUUGUUAACGUAAAAUAUUUUAAAGAGAUUUACUCAUAACUGUUUCAAAACGUGUUAAACUACAAUGAGAGCUCAUUACUAUUACCACAAUUUCGUAGUUCUUCUACUUGUUUUUUCUAUAACUCUGUUGGUGCUGUUGUGGAAACAGCUGACAAGGAAAAACAGAAAUGGGAGAUUACCACCAGGUCCGAGAAGGAUCCCUUUAAUUGGAAACUUGCACCAGCUUGGUGGUGGCUCACCACAUGUAUCACUUAAGAGGCUUUCAGAUGAAUACGGACCUCUGAUGUUUCUUAAACUCGGCUCCAUUCCAACUUUGGUUGUCUCAUCACGGGAUAUGGCGAAAGAGAUCCUCAAAACACAUGAUCUUGUGCUUACAAACAGACCCAUGUUUUAUGCUCCCACGAAGAUCUCUUAUGGUGGUUCUGAUAUUGCUUUUGCUCGCUAUGGUGAACACUGGAGAGAAGUAAAAAAGAUAGCAGUUUUGGAACUUUUAAGUGCCAAGCGGGUUCUGUCGUACCGAGCUGUGAGGGAAAAGGAAACUUCAUUGGUAAUCGAUUUCGUGCGUACAUCUGCUUCAUCUUCGGUUCCUAUUAAUCUCAGUGAGAUUUUUCUUUGUCUUAUAAGCAACGUAGUUUGCCAAGUUGCUUUUGGUAUGAAGUUCGAAGCUGAGAAAGGUUAUGAGGCUGGACUUAGUAAUUUAUACAUGAUGCUCUUAGAAACACAGAACUUGCUUGCUGGAUUCAAUACUGGAGACUUGUUCCCAUGGAUGAGUUGGAUUCACAAGUUUGAUGGAUUAGAGACAAGAUUAGAGAAGAACUUUAGGCAGGCUGACAAAUUUUAUGAACAAGUGUUUAAUGAACACGUAAAUAGAAAUAAAUCAUCCAAAACUGGCGUAGAGGACUUUGUUGAUGUCCUGCUUCGAACUCAAACAGAUCCUAGCUACAACAUCAGCCUCACUAAAGAUCAUAUUAAAGGGAUUCUUAUGGACAUCUUUGUUGCUGGGUCUGAUCCGGCUGCUGCGACACUUGUUUGGUCUAUGACAGAACUCAUUAAGAACUCAACAGUUAUGAAAAUAGCACGGGAAGAGGUUCGAACUAAAAUUGGGACUAAAAAGAUGGUAGAAGAAAGUGAUCUUCAUAAACUAAGUUACACCAAGUUAGUGAUCAAGGAGGCAUUGAGACUUCAUCCUCCUGCACCAUUACUACUUCGGGAAACUAACGAGGCCUGUACUAUCAAUGGUUACGAAAUUCCAGUCAAGACAAAGGUUAUCAUCAACGGAAAUGCAGUUUCAACGGACCCAAAAUAUUGGGAAAACCCAGAAGAAUUCCAACCUGAAAGAUUCUUAAAUAAUAUUUCUGACUUUAAAGGUCAAGACUUCGAAAUGCUACCGUUCGGGGGUGGAAGAAGAGGCUGCCCCGGUAUGAAUUUUGCAGCGGUCCUCGUUGAACUUGUCCUGGCGAAUUUCCUGCAUUGUUUUGACUGGAAACUGCCUUGUGGGAUGAAAGCAGAGGACAUUCAUAUGAAAGAAGCUUCUGGACUUACAAUGCAUAAGAAGGUUCCUCUCUGCCUUCUAGCUAGUAUCCGUAAAUGACGAACACAAUGCUCUUACCGAAAACCUACUAUUGUUCUUUCUUUUUUUUGUUUUUUUUUUCCUCGCAGUUUUCAUGUUGUUAAUGUAGAAUGGGUGAUAAACAGAUAUAGAUCUGUUUUUUUCAGGGUUACAACCAUAGGCCCGUUUUUAUGAAAAUUACAAAUCUAAGCCGAUUUUGAUCGUUUUAUUGAAAAAA
Molecule: messenger RNA, 1905 nt
Organism: Papaver somniferum (opium poppy)
Lineage: Eukaryota; Viridiplantae; Streptophyta; Magnoliopsida; Ranunculales; Papaveraceae
Product: cytochrome P450 71A9-like
Exons: 2
Coding region: 183-1709 (508 amino acids)
Molecular function (GO): iron ion binding; oxidoreductase activity, acting on paired donors, with incorporation or reduction of molecular oxygen; heme binding
Source: RefSeq, a predicted model, not a curated record